AUGGCCACCAUUGGUGCCAUAUCCAGUGACAUAUCUUUCCCUAAAACUUCCUUUGGAUCACUCAGUACAGUUGCAAGAUUCAUUAGCUUGAAGGUCACAGGGAGCGGUGCUGGGACAGUUGAUCACCCUCUGAAGCCAAGGAAUGUGAGACUGCAGUCCACUAAGAGGGGCCUGAAAGUCACAUGGGAACCACCCAAAGAGGCAACCACUAGACCUGUGGAGUAUUACAACAUUGCCUAUGGGAAGUCACUGAAAAAUCUUAGCUACAUCAAGGUGAAUGGUGAUACGCACUCCUUCCUUAUUGAGGAUGUGGAGCCUGGGGUAGUGUACUUUGUGCUGGUUACUUCAGAGAACUACAACGGAGUGAGUCGCCCAGUGUACAGAGCUGAAAGCCCACUUGGAGGUGAAUGGAUCAAGAUUGAUGGUUUUGCCAUUAAGGGUCCAGAACCACUUAAUGAGACCGUGACAGAAAAGGAAGUGCCAAACAAACCUUUGCGAGUUCGAGUCCGGUCUUCAGAUGACAAGCUCUCUGUUCAUUGGAAAGCACCACGUGCAUCAGGUGUGAAGAGUCCACGUAGGUCUCGAGGUUUUCUACUGGGCUAUGGAGAAAGUGGCAGGAAGAUGAAUUAUGUUCCUCUCACAAGGGAUGAACGAGCACAUGAAAUUAAAAAACUAGCCUCUGAGUCGGUGUAUGUGGUAUCCUUGCAGUCUAUGAACUCCCAGGGGCAGAGCCAGCCUGUGUAUAGGGCUGCUUUGACCAAGCGAAAAACUGAAGAGGAGGAUGAGCUAGAAGAACCUGAAGAUAUAAAUGUUCGAGUUAUGUCAUCUCAGUCAGUCCUUGUUGCCUGGGUGGAUCCCGUUUUGGAAAAACAGAAAAGGACAGUUGCAUCUAGGCAGUAUACUGUGCGCUAUCGAGAGAAAGGAGAAUCUGCAAGGUGGGAUUUUAAGCAGGUUUCUGGAAGAAGGACUCUGAUUGAAAAUUUAAUUCCAGACACCAUGUAUGAAUUCGCAGUCCGUAUUUCACAGGGUGAAAGAGAUGGCAAAUGGAGUACUUCAGUCUUUCAAAGAACACCAGAAUCUGCCCCUACUGCAGCACCUGAAAACUUGGAUGUCCGCCCCGUAAAAGGCAAACAAACGGCUGUCACUGCUUCUUGGGACACGCUUCCAGAGACAGAGGGGAGAGUCAAAGAAUACAUUCUUUCAUACGCCCCGGCUCUCAAACCUUUUGGAGCAAAGUCCCUCACCUAUCCUGGAGAGACUACUUCUGCCAUAGUGGAUGGUCUGCAGCCUGGGGAACGCUAUCUUUUCAAAAUCCGGGCCGCAAACAGGAGAGGACAGGGUCCUCAGUCUAAAGCCUUCAUUGUCGCUAUGCCAACAACUGUUACCAGUAAUCCAAAUGCUCAUCAGAGAAUGAAUAUGGAAGACAAAUUGGAUCCUAAAAAGCCUGAGCCUUCACAAAGAGUCCCUCCCUCUAAACACAUUCAUUCAUCUCUUUCUCCCAAGGGGAGAGAUGCAAAAACUCCACCUCUUGAUUUAAAGAAUAAACUUUUGACUAAUAGUGAGGUCCUCAGUAAAUCCCAGCUGCCCCCUAAAAAGAGAACAGAAUUAGGUUCUGAUCUUCAGUCAACAGAAGUCACUGAUGAUGACUUAGAUUCCCAUGCAGAGUCACCAACAUCGCAGUCUAAAAUCCAAGAUACUAAGAGAAAUUUUAGGCCACCAUUACCAAAUAGAUCCUUUCAUUCUGUCUUGGGGCCUGGAAGGACCCCAGUGAGAGCUCGAAGUCCCACGUUACCCCAGAAGACAAACAUAGAUUCACAUGAUUCUUCAUCUUCCUCUCAGGAUUCACAGUCGGCUUCCACAUCUCCAUCAUCCUCAUCUUUCCGUGAUGAUGAAACUAGGCAUUUGAGAAUGCCUAACUCUCAUUAUCCUUCUUCCAGAGUCACUUCUGUUAACCCAUCUCAUGAAAACACUAGUAAUGACCCGGUCGAUGAUGAGGAGGAGGACAAGAAAGAAAGACGUGUUAAAGACCCUCCGCACUCAAAAUAUCCUUCAUCUGGGAAGCCAGUUUCUAAAACUACAGAGCGUUCUCGGUUGGCUGUACCGUCAAAUCGACAGUCUGUUACACACCAGGAGAAGAGUCCUAUGCAUGGUGAAGGAAAAUCACAUUUGCCUGCUCAUACAAAUGCUCCAUCAGAGAACUGGGAGGAAAAGUCAAGUUUUCUAAUCCCAGCGACAAGAACUUCUUCCCAUGGGGGAACUCCAAGGGCACUGCCAACCAGGUUUGGAUCUCAUCCUCGUGUGCUAAAAAAUGAUCAGGAGGCAAGAGCCAUCAACUCUGCCAUGCCCUCACAGUCCACGGUUUCUUCUCCAGCCCGUCAUAGGGCCACCCACUCACACCUUCCCUCAGUGAAGCAGACAGCAGAUGAAAUAAAUGGCUCAGAUGAUGAGGACAAUGAAGACUAUGAUGCAGAAGAUAAGAGACGGACAGAUUCUACUUCUCCUACCUUUCGCUCCAGGUUGGCAGCAGGUCAGCCUAUCUCUGGGAACUUAAAUUUUCCCAGACGUAGGCCAUUUUCUUCCAGCAGUAGGUAUCCUAACAGGGUUAGUAGUAGCCAGGGUCCCCGGUCACAGCCUUCUAACUCCCCUCAAUCCACAACAUCCUCUAGCGUUCAUUCUCAUCAUAUUUCUGAUACUAGGGUUGGUUCAAAUACUGAGAGAGAUGAGGAGGAAAGGGAAGAAAAUGAUGAAGAAAGACCACUUCCCUCUACUAUUGUAAAUGAUUAUCUACCUUCUUCUUCAAGGCAGCCUUCUUCAUCAAGUUCAGAUCACAUGAGAAGAAUCCCCCAGAGAGUAUCGAGUGCUCAUCGAAAAGUGCCCCUCACAGAAAAUUCGAAGUCUCCACUGACUUCUCAAUCGUCCCUAUCUGAUGCACACUCUCAGGGAAAUUCACAAUCCUUUCCCAGUAAACUACACACACAAGAUGCUCAUCGAAAUACAGUUCCUGCCAGAGUAAGGCCCUCUACAAGAUCUCAGCACCAAUCAGGGUCCAGUGUACCCACAAAGGUAAUAAAUGUCCAGGACUCCAGGUCUGCAGCAGUUUCUUCAGAAAGGCAUCCAUCUUCACAUCUUUCUACUUCUAAACAUCAACUUCAUGACCAUCAGGGUAAGGAAAUGGAAAAUCCAUUGUCCAAAUCAAAACAAUUGCAUUCUGUACCAGAAAAUUCUUAUUCCUCAUCGCAAGAUGUCCAUUCUAACUCUCGCCCUUCCUUUAAAACAAGAGCUGGUCAGUCUACCCUUUCUGCCAACUCUAGAGGACAGCUCUCACCUCAAGCCUCCCAACACAGCCGUCAGGAAUCAGAAAGUAGAUACGAUGAUAGCCAGAAUUACAGCACAGAACUGGAGGACCAAGACAUCAGGGUAAAUACACAUUCUACCCAUCACAAAGACAGAUUAUCUCCUACCUCAUCCCUUUCUAAACAGGAGCAAAUAGGUGCUCAGUCUGGAAAUGCUGAUGAAAAGUCCCAAAGCAGACACACCUCUUCACCUUCUUCCAGAGGCCUGGGUUCAUCUUUGCCAGGUGGCAGGUCCAGUAGCUCCAGAGAAACCUAUGCAAAACCCACAUUACCUUUUGUUCAUUCCCGUGCUCGAGCUCCUAGCAGAACAGUAUCCCAGGUGGAGAAAAAGGAUAGUCUGUACCAAUCCACACCAUCAAAAAUAGAGCCUCCUUCCAAGAGUCCUCUGUCAUCUUCCCUGAAGUCUCAUCAGUCAGUCUCAAAUGAUGAUGAAGAAGAUGAUGAUGACAGAGAAUAUACGAGAAGAGACAAAGAGGAAGAUUCUAUUUCUUCAGUUUCAAAGUGGCCUCCUUCUUCUGGUGGUAAAUACGUAAAUAGAAAUGUUGGUAAGGAUAAAGAGAAGUCUGUAAGUUCUCUUUUUCCUCACAGAGUAAGAUCUAAUGAAGAAGAGAACUCUACUCCUUUAAAACGUCCUAUCCCUCCACCAUUAGGCAAUACUCCAAGAACCUCACAAAUCCCUAAUGCCCCUUCUAAAUUUCUCCCACGGUCCCGUGAUGCCCAGAGCCCCAUCAGCAGUACAACCUUGCAUACUACCACCCAAGCCCCGCUUACUUAUUCUUCUACCACACCCAUGCUUUCACUACGUCAACGAAUGCUAAACUCAAGAUUACGCAACUCACCUUCAAGAUACCCUCUGAGACCUCCUUACAGACCAGGUAAUAAUGGCAGACCAAAUGUAGAUGGGAAAGUACUUCCUGGUAGUAAUGGACAACUAAGUGGACAGAGAAUUAUCAAUGGCCCUCAAGGAACAAAGUGGAUUGUGGAUCUUGACCGGGGUCUGGUACUAAAUUCAGAAGGAAGGUACCUCCAGGACUCUCAUGGAAAUCCUCUUCGGGUUAAACUAGGAGGUGAUGGUCGGACAAUUGUGGAUAUGGGAGGGACUCCAGUUGUGAGCCCUGAUGGACUCCCCUUAUUUGGUCAGGGACGACAUGGCAAGCCUUUGGCUAGUGCCCAGGAUAGGCCUGUGUUAAGCCUUGGAGGGAAGCCAUUGAUGGGUCUGGAGGUUAUCAAAACAACCAAAACACCCACAACUACAUCAACAACUCGUCCCACUACAACUAAGGCAACUACAACCACCACCACCACCACUACCACCACCACCACUACCACUACCACUCCUGCAACCACCACCACCACCACCCCUGAGCCAACAACUCCUGAGCCAACCAUUCCAGUCCCAACCUGUCCUCCAGGCACCCUUGAACAGCACGAUGAUUAUGGUAACUUACUAAUCGGAGCAGAUGGCAUGCCUGAAUGCUACCCUGAGGAAGAUGAUUUCUCUGGGUUGGAGACAGAUACAGCAAUACCCACAGAAGAAGCUUAUGUUGUGUAUGAUGAAGAUUAUGAAUUUGAGACCACAUUGCCUCCAACCACUACCAAGUCCUCAACGACUACAAUAGCUGUGCCAAAGGUCAUCUCACCAGAGGGGUCAAUCAGUUCUUUUCCAGAGGAAGAAUUUGAUCUGGCUGGAAAGAAACGAUUUGUUGCGCCUUAUGUGACUUAUCUAAAUAAAGAUCCACUAGCUCCAUGUUCUUUGACGGAAGCUCUGGACCACUUCCAAGUGGAAAGUUUGGAUGAAAUCAUUCCCAGUGACCUGACAAAGAAUGACUUACCUCCUCAACAUGCUCCCCGAAACAUCACAGUGGUGGCUGUAGAAGGAUGCCACUCCUUCGUUAUUGUUGAUUGGGACAAAUCCACUCAGGGUGAUGUGGUUACAGGUUACUUGGUUUAUAGUGCAUCUUAUGAAGACUUCAUCAGGAACAAGUGGUCCACCCAGAGUUCGGGGGUUACUCAUUUACCUAUUGAGAACCUCAAACCAAAUACAAGAUAUUAUUUUAAAGUACAAGCAAAAAAUCCCUAUGGUUAUGGACCUAUGAGUCCUUCAGUCUCUUUUGUUACAGAAUCAGACAAUCCAUUGCUUGUUGUAAGACCCCCCGGUGGGGAGCCCAUCUGGAUUCCAUUUGCUUUCAAACGUGAUCCUAGCUACACAGACUGCCAUGGGAGACAAUACGUGAAGCGAACUUGGUACCGAAAAUUUGUGGGAGUUGUUCUUUGUAAUUCACUGAGGUACAAGAUUUACCUCAGUGAUAACCUGAAAGAUACCUUCUACAGCAUUGGAGAUAGUUGGGGGAGAGGCGAGGACCAUUGCCAAUUUGUAGAUUCACACCUGGAUGGAAGAACAGGUCCUCAGUCAUACGUAGAAGCCCUGCCUACUGUUCAAGGUUAUUAUCGCCAAUAUCGUCAGGAGCCUGUAGGAUUUGGCCGAAUUGGUUUUGGAACACCCUACUAUUAUGUGGGAUGGUAUGAGUGUGGUGUCUCCAUUCCAGGAAAAUGGUAACCCCAUCACCACUGCAAGUCUAGCCCAUGCCUCUCAGACCUGUCAAAUUACUUUUACCAGGAGCCUAUGAGGUCUUGGGAAGAAAAUAAAGACAGCAGUAGAGAACCUCCUAAGUCCAGGUGCUCAGAAGACCUAAAGCCAAAAUCCUAUGCACUUCUCACACCUAAAUCUGGGAGUCCGCUUCAUUACUUGACCUGGGACUGAAAACAGGAUUUGUGUUUGAUAUUCAAAGUCCACUUUGCUUCUCUGUUGUAUGUGUGUGUGUGUGUGUAUGUUUAAAAAGUCAACACACCCCCCAAAGAAAUAAUAAAUAAGCAACUGAAAUGGAUUGCACUUUUCCUCAGUGAGACUUUCAAACUUUUACUAAGCACAAAAUUUGGACGUUUCAUGUAUCUCAAAGGAACGACCUAAGCAUGCUGUGCUUGCUUAAUGGAAUGCUAAAUAAUUUUCCAUUGUUAUUAAUGGAAUCUUCUGCAACUGGCAGAGUUUUAAGCUUCAGAGUUUUAUUUUGUUUUUGUUUUUUUUCCUAUUCAGCAAUGCUGAGCUACUAAAAACACCCACCCAAGGCAACAUAGUCUACAUAAGCCAUGCUCUGUGAGUUUGCUCCACUGCUGACUAAUGCACCAAAUCACAUUGUAAAUUCACAAGGUAUAUAUGUGUAUGUGUAUGUAUGUGUAUAUAUAUAUGCAUAUAUAUGUGUAUAUAUAUGUCUGCAAGAAUAUUACUUAGAAUUGCUCAUUUUUUCAUGUCUUCAAGAUAAAUGUUUCUGAAUUUUUGUGCAAAAGGUGCUGUUUAUUAACAGGUUUUUUUAAAAAAAAAUGUUUCCAUGGAAAAUGUACAAUGCAUAAUGUAACAACUGUAGAAAGGACUGUUCCUUUUGGAAAUACUGUUAACCAUCACUAAGUCAUCUGCAUGAGUACCACAUCCAUUAGUGUUUCAAAGGGUCAUCUUGAUUUCUGGCCCCAAACUAAAUGUCUCAGUGCAGCUUUGUUUUCUUAUUUUUUCAUUUUUGUCACUUCCCUUGAUAUUUAAUUCUUGAACCUAAGGCUUUUUGUUUCUCUGUGCUACAGCAUGAGUUCUUUUUAAAGAUACACUAAUAAUUUUUAACUUAAAACCCCCCAUAUUCUUGUGAAUGUGCUCAUUUCAUCAGCAUCUCUCAUGUAGAUCCAUUUAAUGAAGACAGAUUCCAGGAACAACCCAUAGGAGACCUCUUUCCAGGCUGACAUUGUUACUUUAAUGAAUAUUGUAUCACCUCGGUCAUUCAACUAGCUCAAAAUCCACUGAAUUACACUACCAUCAGAAAGGUUCCAUCAUGCCAUGGGCAGGGGGAAGCACUGUCCUGCAAUCCCUAAGCUCCACCUUUAUAUACCACAGUGGUCUAAGUAU
Molecule: messenger RNA, 7296 nt
Organism: Trichosurus vulpecula (common brushtail)
Lineage: Eukaryota; Metazoa; Chordata; Mammalia; Diprotodontia; Phalangeridae
Gene: FNDC1
Product: fibronectin type III domain containing 1
Exons: 23
Coding region: 1-5910 (1969 amino acids)
Molecular function (GO): protein binding
Source: RefSeq, a predicted model, not a curated record